AUGUCAAUAAUUCAAAGAUCAACAUCCUAUCUGUUAUGCAACUUAGAAAGCUUCACAGAAUAUACCAUUAAAGUAAAAGCUUCCGAAACUUUUCUUGAUCUUGACAGUGAAUAUUGGAGCGAUUGGUCUUCAAGUACAACAGCCAUAACUGCAGAAGGAGCCCCUCUGACGCAGCUACAUUUAGACCAUGAUAUAAAACGUAACCCGGAAUUCGAAAAUAAAAUGGAUGUCAUUCUCACCUGGGAUCCUCUUUCUGUGCGAGAUAUGAGAGGUGUGGUAUUAGGAUACAAUGUCACUGUUGUCGAGGCAACACAACAGUUACUGAAAAACACUGCUCUGACUAAUGCAACCACUUAUAGAGUAAUCGGUUUAGACAUUUAUUCCACUUAUGAAAUACAUGUUGUCACGUACAACAGUGUAGGAUCAUCACCUGAUGCAAGUGUUACCGUUUCAUUUCCAGCUUCAGCUCCAUCCCCACCUACCCUGGUGACUGCAAAGGCAUUAUCUGCAUCUAAUAUUCACAUAAGAUGGAAUCCAUCUCCAAGUAUGAAUACUGAUAUAACCUCAUAUACUAUCUACUGGUCAAGCAGUGAUUCUCAUACAAGACAUUACAAUUUCACUAAUGUUGAUGGUGAUCUGGAGUACACUGUCACCAAUCUUCUGGCGUAUACCCGAUACGAGUUUUACAUCACAGCAUCUAACGUAGUUGGUGAAGGUGGACAAUCACUUCCUGUAUAUGAAUAUACUUUAGAAGCAGUGCCAACCAGCUCUCCACGUGAUGUUGAAAUGAACACAAUAGAAGAGAAUCCCACUCGUCUUUCAGUAAGAUGGAGAUCUCCUUGCCUUAGCAACCAGAAUGGAAUUAUUCUUGGUUACUUGGUAUACUACUGUCCUUUGCUGAAUACAAGUCAAUGUGAUGGUGUAGAAGUCAUAAACGUGACAGCCACAGAUCUAGAGAAUCGUGUGUUAACACAGUGGUAUUUAGAUAAUUUGAAGCCUUACACGUAUUACAAAGUUAUCAUUGCUGCAUAUAACAGUAUUGGUAUAGGACCUAAUAGUACUGAAGUCUACAAUAGGACAAGUCAAGGAGCUCCGAGUAAGCCUAUACGACCUGUGGUUACUGAUAUUACUGCAGUUAACAUGACAGUCCAUUGGGAACCGCCAAUCAUUCCUAAUGGGAAUAUAAUCAAGUAUGAAGUAAAAUACAAUGAAGACAAAGUGACAACUUAUACGACUAGUGUUGUAUUGGAGGAUCUGUCUGGAUAUACCGAGUAUGAUAUACAAAUCCAAGCAUGUUCUGAGGCUGUUAUUAAUCCAUGUGGAGACUUUGCUAGUUUAAAUAAAAGAACCGACAUUGGAGUUCCUGGACAAAUGAGUGCACCUGUUGCUAAGGUAACAGAUGUCAAUACAGUGAAUAUACUUUGCUCCGCCUUCUCAACCGAAUGGUCCAUUAGAAUUCAUGGUUUACCAAAUAUAUAAGAAAGCAGAUGCUGAUAAUAGUGAGUGGGAGAAAAUCACGUCUCUUGAUAAUGGAGAGACACAACUAGUGGUUUCUGAGGACUGCCAUGAUGAUGCCAUCAAUUAUUUUUAUGCUGUUGAUGCAGUCAGUAAUAAUGACGGUGUGGAAUUGAUUGGUAAAAUAAGUGGACCGUCUGCUGUAUGUAACCUGUGUUAUAGUGGACUGGGUAAGUUAAGAACUAGAAACAG
This is a messenger RNA of Saccoglossus kowalevskii, 1707 nucleotides long. RefSeq lists its product as uncharacterized. Lineage: Eukaryota; Metazoa; Hemichordata; Enteropneusta; Harrimaniidae. Gene Ontology annotation, molecular function: cytokine receptor activity; protein binding. Gene Ontology annotation, cellular component: membrane. The record is from RefSeq and is a predicted model, not a curated record.